AAGCAUAUUCCACAGUAUUCAUCAGCUCUUGGACUCUGCAAGGAGCACCUGGAAUGGAAAAACUUUAUCUGCCUCGUCUGGACUGUAGUACAAACUCCCAAGAAAGAAUGAAGUAACCGCUAUGGAGCCGGAAAAUGCCCCGUACUCCAAACUGAAAACCACUGGAGUCGGGGGGAGAGUUCUGAUUCUUUGGACUUUACUCUGUUGCACCUGCUCGUUGAGGCUGGCACAAGCACAAGAUGUGGAUGUUCUGCAGCAGCUUGGGCUUUCUGGAAGAAGGGCAGGCGGGUCGUCAUCUUCAGGCUCUCGAUCAAUCCCCAAUGGCAUCAUCCCCUUCAAGGCAGGAGUUAUCCUCACCCCAAGGGCACGCAUCCAGGUGCCUCUGCGCACCGUCAUCCCUGCUAACUACAGCUCCAUCAAUCUCUCCCUGGUCCUCAGUCUGUCCGUGCAUCGCAUCAACAGUGCUUUCCUUUUCUCCAUUCUGUCUAAAAAAAGGAAAGUUCAGCUGGGAGUGCAGUUCGUGCCAGGGAAAAUCCUGGUACAUGCAGGGCAGAGGAGCUCUGUGAGUUUUGACUAUGAUGUCCAUGAUGGCCGGUGGCAUAGUCUGGCCUUGGAUAUCCAAGGUAAUCAGGUGUUCUUGCACACUUCUUGUGGAGAGAAAAGUGUACAUGCAGAUUUGCAUUUUAAAAAAGCGGAGGCUCUGGAUGCAGAGGGCUCUUUCCUGCUGGGCAAAAUGAACCACAACUCGGUGCCGUUUGAAGGCGCCAUCUGUCAGUUUGACAUUUAUCCCUCUGCUAAGGCAGCUCAUAACUAUUGUGAUUACAUUAAGAAACAUUGCAGAGAAGCUGACACGUAUCGGCCUGUGCUUCAACCCCUGCUACCUCUAUUCCCCAAAGACCCCAACAUUACUGUCACUCUAAGAACUCCAGGGUCCUUGAAAGAGAUAUCCAAAAACACAGAGAGACCAACUCUGGCCCUAACAGAGAAAAACAUGUGGACUGCGGUUCUUUUUCCGACUGACCGCUUGCUGAUGCAGAACCAAACAUCUGUGUUUCAGACUGAGAGCACUCCUAGACCUGAUGCUGUGUCUGCUUCUCCACCAGUUCAACCUGGCUUAGAAAGUCCUUUUAAAUACCCGACUCAAACUUCUACUGCGUCUCUUAUGACCAGCGGGACACCACCAAACAUCAAACUGACUGCUUAUGGUAGUGCUGGAAAGAACACAGCGCAAGGAGAAACUGAUCCUCAGAAACCUCUUGACCAAAUUAUGGAUUUACCUGCGUCCACAAGACCAUCUGAGAUGACAGCAAAACUCCAGACCACAGCUGCUUUCACACAGGGGUCCCCUUCAAACGCCUACCUUCCUCAUAAAAACCAGUCGAGCACAGAAGCUCCAGAGAAACAUGAGACAAAAGUGACCAGUGUGCAGGAUGACAAACCCACCUCGCUUAUUCUAGUCACUCCAGCUGCAACAGAUGGCUUCCAAACUUUUGACGUGGAGCCGACCCAGUUCUCAAUGCUGGCUGGACCACCUGGACUAAAGGGAGAACCAGGACCGCCGGGACUUGAAGGGCUGCCAGGGCUGCCAGGAAAAGCAGGGAAGAGGGGCCCAAGGGGUCCUCCUGGCCCACAUGGAAACCCUGGGCGCCCCGGACCUCCAGGAGUGAAGGGGCAAAAAGGAGAUCAUGGACUGUCCCCUGGUCUGGCCCCUAAAGGACUUAAAGGAGAGCCUGGUGUAUUUGGCCCUCCUGGACUGCCUGGCCAAGCUGGACGGAAGGGACAAAAAGGUCACCCUGGUCCUUCUGGUCUACCCGGUGAAUCUGGUGAACGGGGAGAUGAUGGAAGCACGGGGGCCAAAGGCUAUCCUGGCAGGCAGGGUUUACCCGGGCCGCUAGGGAAAAAGGGGCUGAAAGGAGUCAGGGGUCACAUUGGCCUCCCUGGGCUUUUUGGCCGUCGUGGUCCUGAUGGCGAGAGAGGAAUCCCUGGUGUUCAUGGGCAGAAGGGCAAGAUGGGUAGGCCGGGGUUUCCUGGAGACUUUGGAGAGAGGGGACCCCCUGGCCCUGAUGGGAACCCAGGUGAGCUGGGAGCUCCUGGGCCGUGCGGAGUCCCUGGUCUCAUUGGAGACAUGGGCCCUGUUGGCGUUAUGGGCUUAUCAGGACCACCAGGACUCAAGGGAGUACCAGGAAACCAAGGGGAACCAGGACUGAAAGGUGAUAAGGGGGAUGUCGGCUUGCCAGGAGAGCCAGGCCUGUGUGGGUUCCAAGGUGAUAAGGGUAUCCGUGGUUUACCUGGGAUGCCUGGUCUUUGUGGAAAACCUGGACUGCAGGGUAAAGCUGGUGAAAAGGGCCCUGAUGGUUUACCCGGCCCUCCUGGUCCAGAGGGCUUCCCAGGAGACAUAGGCCCGCCAGGACAAAAUGGCCCUGAAGGACCCAAGGGAAAACAAGGGACAAGAGGUUUGCCAGGUCCAAGAGGAGCACUCGGACUUCAGGGUGAUGAGGGACCAGUAGGGCCAGUUGGACUUCCUGGACUCGAGGGCAGGCCUGGGAGGCAGGGAUUCCCUGGACUGACAGGCCCAGAUGGACUCAAGGGCGAGACCGGGAUAACUGGCGAGGUCGGAAAGCCUGGCGAGAGGGGCAUGCCUGGUUUCAUCGGGCCUGUCGGAGAGACCGGCAUCACCGGAGAAAAGGGGGAUCGAGGGAAAACUGGCGUCCCCGGGCCACCAGGUGAACCAGGGCCGAUGGGUCACACAGGAAUACCUGGAGAGACGGGGCCACCUGGACCACAAGGAAUCCCAGGCCCUCCUGGUUCACGGGGAUACACUGGCAUCAGAGGCCCAAAAGGCACAAGGGGUCCGUGGGGUCCUGAUGGCCUAGUGGGGGAGAAAGGAUCCACUGGAGUCAAGGGUCCUGAUGGUCCACCAGGAAAAUUGGGUCUCCCUGGGGAAAUGGGAAAACUUGGUGAGCCAGGUGAAGCCGGGUCUAAGGGAUUUCCAGGUAUCCAAGGACCCUCAGGACCUCCAGGGGCCAAAGGACUUGCAGGAGAGCCUGGACCAGCAGGGCCACCAGGAACGAUUGGGCCACUGGGGGAGAUGGGACCAAUGGGGCCGACGGGGAAGGCUGGAGAGAGAGGGCUGCCUGGUGAACGUGGGGAGAAGGGUGCCAUUGGUCUACCUGGUAACUUUGGGGAGCAGGGUUUGAUUGGCCAGAGAGGGGAGCCAGGCAUUGAUGGGGAGGCUGGAACAAGCGGACCUGAUGGAGCCAAGGGUGAAAAGGGGGAGCCCGGUCCAGAGGGCCCUACAGGAGACAGGGGGGAAAUUGGUCUUAAAGGAAAGGAAGGACCUCUUGGUCCACCUGGGCUUGUGGGUGUAAGGGGUCAGGAGGGGAAGCCUGGUAAAAUUGGUGAGAGAGGAAAACCUGGAGAAAAGGGAAGCAAGGGUCACCAAGGCCACCUGGGUGAGACUGGACCAGUAGGUGACCAGGGGGAGAUGGGGUUUGUCGGGCAGAAGGGAACGAGAGGAACCAUCGGACCAGUGGGUGCUCCUGGAAGAAUGGGCCAACAAGGAGAACCAGGAAUAUCAGGUUAUGAGGGUCACAUGGGGCCACAAGGACCUCUGGGACCACCUGGGCCAAAAGGUGAAAAGGGUGAGCAGGGAGACGACAGCAAGGCAGAAGGUCCUGCAGGCCCCCAAGGUGACAGAGGUCCUUCUGGGGACAGAGGAGAGAGAGGAGAGCCUGGGGACCUCGGACAUACUGGUCAAAUUGGAGUUGAUGGAAAGAGAGGUGAAGCUGGUGCUCAAGGGCUUCCUGGACAUCCAGGGCCAAAGGGACAACCAGGGCUAAAAGGAUCCAAAGGUGAUCAAGGUAAAAAAGGAAAAUCAGGGUUGAGAGGAGCGCCUGGGACCAAAGGACCACCAGGUCCAGAGGGCCCCCCUGGCCCACGGGGAGUCGUAGGCAGGGAGGGACUUGAGGGCCCGCCUGGCCUGGAUGGACUUUCUGGUAAAGAUGGGAGUAAAGGAGUCAUGGGGGAGCAAGGAGAUGAUGGAGAGGUGGGCUCCCCUGGCAAACCCGGGCUGCAGGGUACACCUGGUGUUAUAGGGCUGCCUGGCAGUCAAGGCUCCUUUGGACCAAAGGGUGAGAGGGGUUUCCCAGGUCAGGCCGGUGUAUCAGGAAAAAGAGGCUCUGUUGGUGGGAUGGGAUUACCAGGAAGGCAAGGAGACCUCGGACCCAAAGGGCAACCAGGGGAUACUGGUGAACAAGGAUUUCCAGGGGUGUUGGGGAUGUUUGGACCAAAGGGUCCCCUGGGAGACUUUGGCCCACCAGGGAUACAGGGACCCAGAGGACCACGUGGUUUGAUGGGAAUGGAGGGAACUCUGGGCCCCGUCGGCAUCAUCGGCCCCAGCGGUCACUCAGGACCCCAGGGUGACAAAGGAAGUCGAGGGGAGAUGGGGUUGCAAGGACCAAGGGGCUCUCCAGGCCCUAGUGGACCACCUGGACCACCAGGUCUCGCUAGCACCCUUUCUCUUCAAAAUGAGGCUCUCGGUGUCGCCUUCAAAGUCAUCAUUGAUUCCCAUGCUGCACUGAGACCAGAGCUGAACUAUCAGAGCUUGGACCUGCCCAUGUUAGACCAGGGCACGGAGAUCUUCAAAACUUUGCAGCACCUCAGCACUUUGAUCCAGAGUCUGAAGAACCCGCUAGGAGCCCGAGACAACCCUGCCCGGAUCUGCAGAGACCUCUACAACUGUGAACAGAGGCUGCACGACGGUACUUACUGGAUCGACCCGAACCUCGGCUGUACUGCUGACACUAUUGAAGUUACGUGUAACUUCACAAGUGGAGGACAGACGUGCCUGAAACCAAUCACAGUAUCUAAGUUGGAGAUAGGAGUGGGCCGCAUUCAGAUGAACUUCAUUCACCUUUUGAGCACUGAGGCUGUACAGCACAUCACCAUUCACUGCCUCAACACCCCAGUGUGGGCAGCAGGACCUUCCCUGCAACCUUCAUCCAGAGCUGUGAGCUUCAAGGCCUGGAGCGGGGAGAGGAUACAGGCAGGCGACCUCCUGGAGCCGCUCAUACCCAGGGACGACUGCUGGAUCAAAGAUGGCCGCUGGCACAAGACCCACUUCAUCUUCCAAACCCAGGACCCAAACUUACUCCCCAUAGUGGAUGUCUACAACCUCCCGACUACAGAGCCUGGUGCCAGCUUCCACCUCGAGGUCGGACCUGUGUGUUUCUUAUAGCCCUUUGUGGAGGGGCCGGGAUCCCUCCUCAAAGGAGUGACUGCAUGAAGGAGGGCAGACGUUUGGGGGGCGAGACUAAUGCUUCUGUGGUUUCCAGAACGACUGCCCCCUCGAUUUUCUCUCCACAAAAUAUGCUUGGACUGCAGAAACAGGAGGAGGGCACCGGAGAGAGAGAGAGGAGUCCCAGUGAAAGAAUGCAGAGAUAAGACUUGAAGCACUCAUCAGCCUACGGAAAACAAUACUGCGCUUCUUUUUCAGAGACUUGUUUAUAUGAUACAAGACCUGACGCGCCGAACUGUCAAUCAGUCAUCUCUUGGACCUUGUUGUAGCAUAUUUUCUUCACGGUCUGAUAUCUGAUUCUUCAAUAGUGCUUCUGUACAGACCCACGGAACAGUUCCUAUUUUAAUGUGUAUUAUUUAUACGUGUAUAUGUGCUGUAUAUUGUAAUAUAAAGUGCAAUAGUUAUUGCUCCGCAGCCUGUAGGCGUAUAAAAUGUCACCACACAUCACUCAUUCAGGUAAACAGUGUGCCUCAGACACACAGGUGCACUGUCUCAUGUCCAGGUAAGUCUUCUUGAGCCUCUGAUAGCUACACAGUGCUGAUCGAACCCGUGUUUGUACAGUUCAUAUCUUCGCACAGACGUCUGCUGUGUGGUGAUUUCCAUGUUCGAAUGGAUUGAAGCUUUUUCCACAGUGUGACCAAAAAGAGUGUGAAGAUGCUACCUCAACUCACAGAGAGAAGACGUUACCUGAUGUAGUGUGGGCUGACAGAGGGGACACCUGGUGCUCUAACAGUGGCCACUCAUGAUGAUCUCUUGUCAGCUCUCAGAAGCUAUGUUUUUUUUUUUUUUACAGAAAAGGGAAGAUUGUAAAAUAUAAGAUAUACACGCAGGCCAAAUCUGUUAAAUUAUAUGUUCAUGUUUUCACUAUCUUUGUACCAUCUGACAGAGUCUGAAACUUUAAGUUAAGUUUUUUUUUAUCUCUAAAUGUAUGUGUUUAUAAUAAUGCAGCCUUCAUUAACCAUCUACGGUGGUUUCUAUUUAAUUCAUCUUUUAUUUAAAUUCUGAUUAGCUUUCCAGUUCAAACCCAGGUAUCAAUAACAGUUGUAUCACUCUUUGAAGCUUUAAGGAUUCUCCCGUCUGUUUGUGUUAUUUUAAACUAUUUGAACAAUCAACUGUAUGUGAGGACAUGACCAUCCUUUUAUUUACUGUCUUUCAAAUCUCUUUCAAAGGUGCAGCAAUGAUGGUUGGGUCAACCAAUCAAUAAACUCAGAGGAUUUCUUACAACACACAACAAUUAGCUACAGCGGUACAUGUACUCACAGGUGUUUGGUCUGUACAGAGAUUUAUGUUGAGUGAAUGGAGUCGAAUGACUCUUCAGGUAAUUCAAUAAAAGUCUGAACCUUUUCUUGA
Molecule: messenger RNA, 6646 nt
Organism: Notolabrus celidotus (New Zealand spotty)
Lineage: Eukaryota; Metazoa; Chordata; Actinopteri; Labriformes; Labridae
Gene: col27a1b
Product: collagen, type XXVII, alpha 1b
Exons: 62
Coding region: 122-5236 (1704 amino acids)
Molecular function (GO): extracellular matrix structural constituent
Source: RefSeq, a predicted model, not a curated record